Messenger RNA from Onychostoma macrolepis, 824 nucleotides. RefSeq names its product deoxythymidylate kinase (thymidylate kinase) (gene dtymk). The record is from RefSeq and is a predicted model, not a curated record. Gene Ontology annotation, molecular function: dTMP kinase activity; ATP binding. The transcript is spliced from 5 exons. Gene Ontology annotation, biological process: dUDP biosynthetic process; dTDP biosynthetic process; dTTP biosynthetic process. The coding region runs from base 43 to 681 and encodes 212 amino acids. Gene Ontology annotation, cellular component: nucleus; cytosol; mitochondrion. NCBI's taxonomy places the organism in Eukaryota, Metazoa, Chordata, Actinopteri, Cypriniformes, Cyprinidae.
UUCCCUGUUGUUCUGCCUUUUUAAACGGUGUUUUUAAGAGCCAUGUCUUGCAGAAGAGGAGCUUUAAUUGUUCUCGAGGGAGUAGACAAAGCCGGGAAAACUACACAAUGUCAAAAACUCGUACAUGCGUUACAGCAGAGCGGACGAGCGGCAGAAAUUAUGCGUUUUCCAGACAGGACCACUAAAAUUGGUCAGCUGAUCAGUUCAUACCUGGAGAAGAAGAGUAAUCUGGAGGAUCAUUCUGUUCACCUGCUGUUUUCUGCAAACCGAUGGGAAAUGGUGCCUCUGAUUAAACAGAAGUUGGAACAAGGGAUCAAUCUAGUGGUGGACCGCUAUGCAUUUUCUGGAGUUGCUUUCACUAGUGCCAAGCCUGGCUUCUCUCUGGAGUGGUGCAUGAAUCCAGAUAUUGGACUUCCAAAACCAGACCUGGUGAUGUUUUUGCAGCUCAAUCCCAAUAUGGCAGUAAACCGUGGAGAAUACGGAAUUGAACGGUAUGAAACCAGCGCCUUCCAACGGACAGUGCAUCAAAGAUUUGAAGAGCUCAUGAAAGAUGCCUCAGUCAACUGGAAGGUAAUUGAUGCUGCAAGGACCAUAGAAGAGGUGCACAGAGAUAUUAAGGUUUUAAGUGAAGACAUCAUCCGUUUAACCCAGAAUCAGCCAGUUGGAGAGCUGUGGAGGUGAACGGAUCACCUGAAACUUUUAAUGAAUACAUUUUAAUGUUUUUUCUGUCACUAUGUGGAAUAGUACAGAAAAUACAGAAUUAUUGUUUUAAUUUUUUAAUGCUUUGAUUAAAUAAAUAAUCAUAAAAUAAACUUGUGUACAGA